Molecule: messenger RNA, 1151 nt
Organism: Erigeron canadensis
Lineage: Eukaryota; Viridiplantae; Streptophyta; Magnoliopsida; Asterales; Asteraceae
Exons: 3
Coding region: 210-878 (222 amino acids)
Biological process (GO): arachidonate secretion; phospholipid metabolic process
Molecular function (GO): A2-type glycerophospholipase activity
Source: RefSeq, a predicted model, not a curated record
ACGAAGAAAAAAAGAAAAAAUAAAACCCCGACCGGUUUCGUCUCAUUUUAUCUUUUGGGUUUUCUGAUGAUCUUCUAAUUACUAUUAUUAACCAGAAGAAUUACCUCCUUUCGCGAUUUUUUGUCACUGGAUGAUUGCCAGAAAACGUGAAUGACUGCAAGCUUUACUAUUUCGUAGCAAUUUUUGGUGUUGCAACUUCUGUAUCAUAAAUGUAUUCAAACAAGGUGGAUUUGCCAACAUCUCUUGAAAAAUCAACUCACCAGCCAGAUCUUGAUAUCAAGAUUUGGGGAUGGUCACUUAUUUCAGUUUUUCCGUGGGCCAUUAACGCCAAGGAGAAAAUUAAAAUGCCUGCUUUUUUUAACAAAAAACUGAAGAACCACGCACGGCAGUCUCGAUUUCGUAAAUUUUCUGAACCUGGUAUGAGUUACGCCACAGUUCGUUUCAGGCCUUAUGUUUCCAAAGUUCCAUGGCAUACAGGUCCAAGAGCGUUUCUGUCUCAGUUCUUUCCAAGAUAUGGGCAUUACUGUGGACCAAACUGGUCAAGUGGGAAAGAUGGAGGAUCUCCACUUUGGGACAAACGUCCUAUUGAUUGGCUAGACUAUUGUUGUUAUUGUCAUGACAUGGGGUAUGAUACCCAUGAUCAAGCUGAGCUUCUCAAGGCAGAUUUAGCAUUUCUCGAGUGCUUGGAGAGGCCUCAUAUGGCUACAAAAGGGGAUAUUCGUGUCGCUAAUCUCUACAAGACAAUGUGUUUAUCAGGUCUGAGGAGCAUACUCAUACCAUACAGGCAGCAUUUGGUGAAAAUAAACUCAGGUCAGUUAUAUCUUUCUUUCGGAUGGCUUAGCAAUAUGAAGUGGAAAGGAUGGAAUGCUCAGAAGUAGAGACUAAUUAGAGUCGAUCUGGUAUUUAAGAAUCAUUUAUAGGAUAUGUUUGUAUAGGUAAUAUGUAUAUGAUUAUAGAUUUAUAGUGACUGAAUGUGUACCACAUAAUCAAGUUCUGGUUUUCUAGUGUAAAUUUACAAGUAUGGAUAUUGUAGUCAUGAGCGCAUGUCUGUUUGUAGACUCGUCCUUGGGUGAAAAGUUUGUUUUCUGUAAUUUCAUCAUUGUCUGAUACUCUCUUUAAAAGUUAAUCAUUAGAUUCGAAAUGUUUCGACA